Daphnia magna is the source of this 2800-nucleotide messenger RNA. Its product is annotated as protein zyg-11 homolog B. Gene Ontology annotation, cellular component: Cul2-RING ubiquitin ligase complex. The transcript is spliced from 9 exons. Gene Ontology annotation, molecular function: protein binding. The coding region runs from base 242 to 2539 and encodes 765 amino acids. The record is from RefSeq and is a predicted model, not a curated record. NCBI's taxonomy places the organism in Eukaryota, Metazoa, Arthropoda, Branchiopoda, Diplostraca, Daphniidae.
GAUUGUUGGAUCCUUUUUAGCCAAGUGAAAAGAAGUAAUAACACAUUGAUCAUGUCAUACCUGAUUAUCACUGAAUGUUUUUUCAAUCCGUUUGUAUGUUAAUUAAGAACAGCAUUCCUGUAAUUUACCCAUUCCAUUGAUUUCCGCCAUGGAGGUUUGAGUGUCGAUUAAAGUGCGUAACUCAUAUUUGUGUCAAAUUUCUCAACGGUAACGGGCCACGGUUCAUCUAAAUUUGACAAAAAUGUACGAUUCACCUAUAAGCUUGCAGAACGUCUGUGCAAAUUACAUCGGAGAAAAUAUCGAAGCCUUUUGCUGGGCUGAAGGUGAUGAGGAAGCAAUAACACUUACAUUCAAAAAAGGGCAUGUCUAUUUGCACACUACCUUGUCUGAGCAGCUCUUGAACAUCUUGGGUCAAAAGAGAAAGAUCAAUGAUGAAAUAUUAUCCAUAUUCAAUAGUAAUAAUACUAGGUUGGAAAAAGUUAUCAUGCCGAAUGCCAUGAAUCUUACCUGUAGAGGUUUGAAAACCCUCAGACAGCAUCAUAUAGUGGAUUUAGAGGCAACACAGUUGAAAGUUACUAUCAGUGAUCUGAUCAGCUCACUGAGUGAUUGGACAAUAGAUAAUUUACGAAGCUUGACCGUCAGUGACUGUACCUUUGUGGACAGUUCAAAAAUGGCUGCUAUGGUCUCGUUGUCCAGAUUAAAGAACUUGAGAACUUUAAAUGUGAGCUAUACUGAAUUUAACAAUCAUGGCCUUGAGAUUAUAGUUGAGGAUUUGCGUCACUUGGAGUGUCUGGACCUAAGUGAAACUCGUGUUUCAGAAAUAUCACCAUUGCGAAAGUGCCGUAAUCGUUUGCGAGCGCUUGUUCUUCAUAAUCUGAAGAUAUCUGAUGCCGCAAUUCCAGUUAUAAUGGACCUACCUCGAUUAAGGCACUUGGAUGUGUCGAGGAACUCGAACUUUUCGUCGCGUUUCCAGCAACAAGUCUACGUCCUUCUUGAUCACAUCACACCACCCUUGUCACUCUCUAUCAAUGAGCUCCUUCUGGAACCGGGAGCACUAUGCGAAUUGGAGCACCUAGACAUAUCCGGAUGCGACCGCGUGGAAAUUGACGCAUUAGCCCAAUUUAUUCAGUGUCAUCGAUCAUUGACAUUUCUUGGUCUGCUGGAUUGCGAGGCCUGCUAUGACAGUAUGUUUGUGGAAAAAAUUUGCCCGUAUACCACGUCUUUGAUGAUCACUGGAUCGGCCAAUGAAGAGCAAAUCUUAGAAUCACUCAUUCGCUACCCAAAGCGUGUGAGGUGCACCCAGAGGUCUCUCUAUGAACUAUUUUCUCUAACCCAACAAUUUUGCGAACCGAGAGUAGAUGUGAUUGAGUUGGUAUUGCGAGCAAUGCGUCUUCAUCCUGAAGAAUUUCAUAUUCAAAUGGCGGCUACUGCUUGUGUGUACAACUUAACCAAAGGUGACGUCGGCCAGAAAAUUCAUCCACACGUUCUUAAAGAAGUUGUUCAUUUUACGUUAGCUGCCAUGGAAAAUUUUCCCAACCAUUUGCAAUUGCAAAAGAAUACCCUUUUGACGUUAUGCAGCGACAGAAUUCUACAAGAUGUCACAUUCGACCGUUAUCGCUGUGCGCGGUUGGUUCUAGAUUGCUUAUGCAUCUUUGAAGAUUCAUCAAUGGGUCGUAUGAGCGUAGCGAUAUGCUCUAUUCUGGCAGCGAAAAUUUCUACUUCAGAAACCACAGUUCUUGGCUCAACGCCGAAAUACAUGCGCAAGUUGCUAAAGAUGGUAAGAACAAAGAUGGAAUCGAAUCAGGUUGAUAUCACCCUCAAGUUCACACUUUCAGCCUUGUGGAAUCUCACCGAUGAGUCUCCCGAAACAUGUUCGAUAUUUUUACGAGAGGGAGGCUUGGAACUUUUUCUUGAAGUGCUCGAAGCUUUCCCUGGUGAGUCUACUGUCGAAACUAAGAUCCUCGGUUUGAUUAAUAAUAUCGCCGAAGUCAAGACGUUACGGCAUCGUUUGAUUGUGGAUCCAUUCCUAGUGGCUCUUCGUAGGCUUUUGCGCUCUCCGCUUAUCGACGUUGCAUAUUUCGCAGCCGGCAUCAUAGCGCAUUUGGCUUCCGGUGGGGUCGAAUUUUGGACUUCGCGAGCUAUUCCACGACAUGUUAUGCUUGAAGAAUUGGGUAUUGUAGUAUUGGAAUGGAGUAGUCCUGAAAGUGAAAUGGUGGCUUACCGAUCCUUUUCACCCUUCUUCCAUUUGAUUCUAUGCUAUGAAGCACCACAGGUUCAGCUCUGGGCCCUUUGGGCGAUUCUACAUGUCUGUAGCAAAAACGGAAAGCGUUAUUGUUUGAUGUUGUAUGAAGAGGAAGGAGAUGAAAUAUUGAAUACGAUAGCUGCAAAUUCUAACACAUCAGAAGAAGUGCGUCAGUUUUGCAUCUCAAUAAUGGAUUUACUGAAAAUGCAAGGUUUAGUUCGAAAUGGGAAAAAUGCUUCAAAACUGUCUAUUGAUGAGCCGAAUAGCAAAAUGUUAGAAAAUGAUAUUCAUUCAUAAAAGAUUUAAGAGUUAGGAGAGUAAUAUUUCAAGCAUUACGACUUAUGCUUAUGGGGUUGGGAGUGUAUAAAAACAACCCAUUGAAUUCCCAUGGCCUAUAUUAUUACAGAAGACUGAGCAUCUUCUCCUUUUAUUUGGCUAGUCAACUGUGAUUUUGAAGAUGUAGACCUUUACCAAUGCUCUUGUGAUUUGUUGUUUUGUAUUCUAGAAGUCAUAGGCAUCUUAUCAGGAAAUGAAAUACAAAUAUAUGAAAGUCGUAAA